Messenger RNA from Cetraspora pellucida, 179 nucleotides. Lineage: Eukaryota; Fungi; Glomeromycota; Glomeromycetes; Diversisporales; Gigasporaceae. The record is from the annotation of a GenBank genome assembly.
GCACAAUCUUCCCGGAUGAUAAUCCAGUUGGUGAAACGUCAACGUAUGCAACAUUUUCAGACACGUUUUAUAAUAAAAAAGGCUAUCAUAAAAGAACUCGGGAUCUACUAAUUAAAAGAAGAGCUAGAAGAGUGUCAUUGUCAUGUAAUAUUUUAAUUGAACUUCUAAAUAAGAAAUAG